Glycine soja is the source of this 2034-nucleotide messenger RNA. RefSeq names its product zinc finger CCCH domain-containing protein 25-like. Lineage: Eukaryota; Viridiplantae; Streptophyta; Magnoliopsida; Fabales; Fabaceae. The transcript is spliced from 5 exons. Gene Ontology annotation, cellular component: catalytic step 2 spliceosome; U2 snRNP; precatalytic spliceosome. The record is from RefSeq and is a predicted model, not a curated record. Gene Ontology annotation, biological process: mRNA splicing, via spliceosome. Gene Ontology annotation, molecular function: metal ion binding; RNA binding. The coding region runs from base 279 to 1607 and encodes 442 amino acids.
GUACAUUGUAUUCAUGGAUUCUCUAGCUAUCAUGGUUCAUGUCUAACCUGAACGCUGAGCUUGUAGUAAUUUGGAAGGGGCUAACAGUAGCUAGGGAGAGGGGCUUGCUUUACUGUUGUUAUCUGGGAAACUCAAAUUCGAAGCUUGCUCUCAAGUUGGUCAAUGAUGGAGACCCUUUUCAUACUCAUCCUCUUGCACCUAAUUUGGUCAACAACAUCCAGAGUCUUGUUUCCUUGUACUGUAAUAUUUCUUUCAUUCAUACUUUGAGAUAGAGAGAGAUGAACCCGCUAACACUAGUGAAGCGCACUCAGAACAUCAAUGCCAGAGAAGCUGCACUCGGCAUCGGCGAGCAAGCCUCCUGGCACACCAAGUACAAGGAUUCCGCUUACGUCUUCGUCGGUGGCAUCCCCUUCGAUCUCACCGAGGGUGACCUCCUCGCCGUUUUUGCUCAAUACGGAGAGGUUGUUGAUGUUAACCUAGUUAGGGACAAAGGCACCGGAAAAUCCAAGGGUUUUGCGUUCCUUGCGUAUGAGGAUCAGAGAAGCACGAAUCUUGCUGUGGAUAAUUUGAACGGGGCACAGGUUUUGGGGAGAAUUAUUAGGGUGGACCAUGUUGAUAAGUAUAAGAAGAAGGAGGAGGAGGAUGAAGAGACAGAGCGGCAGAAGAGGGAGGCGCGUGGCGUUUGCCGUGCUUUCCAAAGAGGUGAAUGCACUCGGGGAGCUAGCUGCAAGUUUUCUCAUGAUGAGCAAAGAGCUGCAAAUACAGGUUGGGGUCGUGAGGAAGACAAGCCAAAAUGGGGUCACGACAAAUUUGAGGGUCCCAAAAAAGAGAGAAGAUCUGGCAACAAUCAAUCAAAUCAUAUUCCAGAAACUAGAGACAGAGAUUCACGUACUAGGGCCCGUAACUUUGAUGCUGAAUUAGACAACCAACCUAAGAAAAGUGAUAGAAGAGAGACGGCAAAGCGGUGGCAUGAUAAUAAUGAUGAUAAAUUUGAGGGAAGAGAAAAUAACAGUAGAAGAGAAGAAAAUAGAUCAAGAAGGCAUGAAGAUGAUGACAAAUUUGAGGGGAGAGAAAAUAACAGUAGAAGAGAAGACAAGAGAUCAAGAAGGCAUGAAGAUGAUGACAAAUUUGAGGGGAGAGAAAAUAACAGUAAAAGAGAAGAAAAGAGAUCAAGAAGGCAUGGAGAUGAUGAAUUUGAACACAAGUCAAGAGAAGAUGGGUAUAGGAGAGAAGAAAAAGGAUCAAGAAUGGAUGAUUAUGAUGGUAUGGAGCUUGAGCCAAAAGAUCAACGCAGAAGGGAAGACAAAAGGUCAAUAAAGCCAGAUGAUGUUGAGUUUGAACCAAAGUCAAGAGAUUCUGAUAUAAGGGAAGAUAAAAAAUCCCGUAGGAGGGAUGAUGAUGAUUUUUUAAGCAAGUCCAGAGAACCUCAUAGUAACAGGGAAGACAUGAGAUCAAGAAAGCACGGUGAAGAUGAAUCUGCACCAAAGUCAAGAGAAAAUUAUGCUAGGAAGCAAGAUGAUAGAUCAUAUAGAAAUGAUAGCGGUCGAACAGAGUCAAAAGAAAGAUAUGAUUUUGACAGGAGAGAAGAGAAAAGGCCAAGAAGGUAAGGGCAGUAUCAAGGUCUGGAUAUGGCAUGUCAUUCCUUUGUUAUGGAGAGAAACGAGUAUUAGACUAAGUUGAACAACAUUUGAUAAGCUGAACUGUGAUUCAAAGCUUCUAAUAUUUCCAAGGUCAUUUUGUUUAUCAUGAUCGACACUGCUGAGAGCACUGAAAAUCUUCUUUUUGGCAUGUAUGAUAAAUAUUUUGUUUGGUUCAACGGUCUCCUACUACCAAUGCUAAUGUACCAUGAAUUCUCUAUAUUUGGUGUGUCUAUCAGCUAUGCUAUCUUCCCUAAAGGUAGCAAAAAGCGAAAUGCUUUGGCAUAGCGAAGCUCCCAAUUUUUACGGUGCUGGUCUAAGAUGCAAAAUUUGAUUCCAAGUAUUAUAUUGUAGAACGCUUGGCUCAGUUGGUUGUGGGUAUUUUAUAUUUUCAUUU